CCUCUGCAUCAGAGCUGGGGGCUGCUCUCUAAGGGCUUCAUGUUUAGAGCAUUUUAUGUUUCAGAGACGAGGAAACAGUUACAGCCAUGACUCAGUUUUCAGAACUUCAUGAUUCUUCGUCUAAACCAUGGACUCAGCUCAGUUCCUUCACAGCUUUAGUUUUCCUUCUUCUGACACAAAACUGUUCAGGUCUUUCCCAGGUGGUCGGUCCGUCUCAGCCGGUCCUGGCAACGGUUGGUGAUGACGUUCUUUUGUCAUGUCGGCUGGAACCUGCCGUGGAUGCUUCAGACAUGUCCAUAGAGUGGUCCAGAGGAGGCCUAGACCCUUCAUAUGUCUAUGUGUGGUGGGAUAAAGAGGAACUGGAAAGUUCAAAACAUCCUGAUUAUGAAGGAAGAACGUCAUUGUUAUUUAAUAAACUGGAGUUUGGAGACGUUUCACUGAAACUCUCCAAAGUGAAACUGUCUGAUAAGGGAAAAUAUGGAUGCUUCAUUCCUACACUGGGUCGAGGAUCUACUGUUGAACUGGUUGUUGGUGAUUUCUUUAUGUCCCAGUACAGUUACACCUCGACCAUUGUUGGUUUGGCUGUUAGUUCGGCUGCAGCCGUCAUCCUGUUAAUUCUAGCAGUUGUUCUCUUUGUUCGCACAAGAAGACAAAAAAGGAAAAGGAAGACUUUGGUAAAUGAAAAGCAAGAAGAACUUGAACUACUGAAGAGAAAUCAUUCAGAAACCUACAAUCAGCUUCAGCGGGAGAAACAGAAAAAUCAGAAGGCCGACAGUGACAUGAAGUUCCUGAAGAAUCAACUGGAAGAGCUGGAGGGAAAUAAUUCAGAAACCAACAAUCAGCUCCAGGAGGAAAAACUGAAAAAUGAGAAUGCUGAGAGUGAGAUAAAGACCCUGAACACUCUUCUGGAAAAGUGGAUGAAGACUGGAAGAAAACUGAAGACACUGAUCCAGAACAAGAUCCAGGAGCUGGAUGAAAUGAACUUUGGUACCAACUCUGACCCUACUGGGAGCGAUGAGAAGAAUCAACAGGAAGAGUUAGAGAAGCUCCAGGAUGAGAAGCAGAAGUGGAUGAAGACUGUUGUAAACCUGAAGACAGAACUCCAGAACAUGAACCAGGAGCUGGAGCUGGCAGGACCCAUAACUGUAGAAAGCAUCAGUGAAUACGGCAACUACAUCCGUCUCAAGAACAUUUCCACUGAGGAGAUAAAACUGGGAGGCUGGGAGUUAGAACUACAGAUUAAGAACAGAAAACCAGACACAUACACAUUCAGUGAGUCAUUAAAACUUCAGGCUGAAGAGAUUCUCUGUAUACGGCGCCCACGCUGGUCCAGCGAACAUCCUGAUGAUGUUGAUCUGCUGUGGUCAGACAUGAAGAAAUGGAGGCCUGAAGACGAACAUCAGAUCAAACUCAUCAGCAACGAUGGAGAGAUCUUCAGACUGCUGUAAUGUGAAUAAACAUGAGAAACAUCAUUUUUGUUUCUGCGUUCAUCAAAGUGAGCCUUUGUUUUUUAUAAAUAUAAAAUUCAACAUUUUUUUAUCAUUUCUGUUUUAUUUUCUACAACUUGUUUUCAAAUGUCCAUUUUGUAUUUUUAUCUAAUUGUUAAGGAAUUGUGUGAUGUGGAGAGAAGAAUCAGGAGACAGACUCAGAGACUGUCUGAGACUCAGAUGCUGAUGCUGAGAAUAAGGUUUACUGAUAUCAGGAGAAAUGAUAGAGAGUAACACAGUGAUGAGAGCAGCGGCAGCAUCACUUCUGAGGAGUCUCUCUGGCCUUGGCUUUAUAGGUAUCCAUCCAUCCAUUUUCUUCCGCUAAUCCGGGGCCGGGUUGCGGGGGCAGCAGGCGAAGCAGGUCGUUCCAGACGUCCCUCCCCCAGUGACGCUUUCCAGCUCUUCCUGGGGGAUCCCGAGCCAUUCCCAGGCCAGACGAGAUAUAUAAUCCCUUCAGCGAGUUCUGGGUCUGCUCCAGGGUCUCCUCCCAGAUGGACGUGAUCGGAAAACCUCCAAAGGAAGUCUCCCUGGAGGCAUCCAGCUCAAACUGGCUCCUUUUGAUCCAAAGGAGCAGCGGCUCUACUCCGAGCUCCCUCCGGAUGUCUGAGCUCCUCACCCUAUGUCUGAGGUUGAGUCCAGCCACCCUACGGAGGAAGCUCAUUUCAGCCACUUGUAUCCGCUAUCUUGUUCUUUCGGUCACUACCCAAAGCUCAUGAUCAUAGGUAAGGGUUGAAAUGUAGAUGGACUGGUAAAUCGAGAGCUUCGCUUUAGGGCUCAGCUCCCUCUUCACCACAAUGGUUCGGUACGACGCCGCACCAAUCCGCCUGUCCAUCUCUUGCUCCAUUUUCCCAUCACUCGUGAACAAGAUCCCAAGAUACUUGAACUCCUUCGCUUGGGAAGCAACUCCCCCCCAACCCGGAGGGAGCAAUCAGCAGUGAGAUUUGUUUGCCAUCCCAGGCUUUGGUUUCAGCUGUGUGUAGAUGACUGUGCUUUAAUUCUGUUCAGUAUACAAGUAGUGCAAUGACUUUGCACAAAGGUGGGUAGAAAAGUCAGAUAUUUAUAAAUAUUUUGAAUGUACUCAAGUUAAAAAAAAACAACAAAGCAACAAACAAAAAAACUAAUAUGCAGAUGUAGUGGAUGGGAAAAAGGUGUCACUGAAGUGCCAGGAGCAGUAGGGAAACAUCUGGCUUAACUGGUGCACAAAAUAAGUGCUAGAGGAUGGAGUUUGAACAUAAUUUGUGUCAAAUGUGUCUUCUGAGUUAGCCAUUAGCUUAAAAUGACCACGAUGUGACAACGUCAUAGACUGUAUAUAUAAUGGACGUAGCAUCUGGCUCCAGAAUUGAAGUCCACCCGGAAGUGUCAAAAACUUGCAAUAUCACGCCGCCCGCUAGGGUUGGCUCCAAAAAGCUUUUUCUCCAUAGACCCCAAUUCAUUUUUGGAAAAAUAAAAUUUGAUAGACAGAUUUUCUACGGCUCAGGAUUUUUUUCCCGUUAGUUUUCAUGGUCAAAAUGAGAGAUCAGGUGGCCGAUCUUAAAAUAAAUCAAUACUGAAUUUUAAAUAAAUCGUUAAAGUUGGCGGAGCCAGGGGGCGUGGCUAUACUUGAUGGACAGCAACAGAAGCCUCUGCGGUAAAAUGUGGGCGAGAUAAGAGAGUCCUCAGCCAAUCCUGCCCCUAGUUGCUCUCCGGUCCAACGUGUUUGAUGACGCUUUUUACGUCACUGGCGCCAAAAAAUCCAAAACGGCGACCAGGAAGUCGCAAAAUCCGAGCUUCAUUUUCUCGGUGCUGAAACCAACGGGUGACGUCACGGUUAGUUUACGCCAGAACGUGUGGAAAUACUAUGUUUUAUGAAUCCUGUGAGAACAGCAACACAUAAAGAAACACUAACAGAACCUAAUCUAGUGGUGAAGCACCUGUUCUGCUCUUUGUUUCCUUGGUACUAGUUGUAUGUGAACGUAAAGUAGGCUUGUAUGAUUUCUGGAGCACUGUAGUGCCAACCCGGUCUCACGGGGAUUCGUGAAACUGUCACGUAAGUUUUAGUUUCGGUUUCGUGCGCACCAACACGAUUUCGUCAUGUUUUUCGUGCCGCUCACCACGAAAUGUUUUUCGCUGUGGUAAUCACAUCUGAAAGUGGUUUAUACCGGCGGAUUCAUGACGAUCUAAGCUGUCCAUCGGCGUAUACUGCUUGUGUGAUCGCGUUUGCGGCCGCCGGCCGCCGGACAUUCUUGAAAUUCCUAUGCAAAUUGGUAAGUGUAGCACCGGCUUAUGGUUAGGUUAUGGUUAGGAUUAUGGUUAGGGUUAUGUUUAGGGACGAUGUCAUGCAAAAUAUAGCGUUGGAUUCGCCGCGGUUUUACAUUAAAAAUAUAAUAUACACAUUCUUUUGAAAUACGUUCUGAGUGGCACGAAAAGUCCGCCGUUUAAAAUACAUUGGUGCGCAUUUCGUGGUGAGCGGCACGAAAAACAUGACGAAAUCGUGUUGGUGCGCACGAAACCGAAACUAAAAUUUACGUGACAGUUUCACGAAUCCUCGUGAGAUCGGGCUGGUAGUGCAGGAAUAGCAGCCGCCUCGUGAUUUUGCACUGAUGAGAUUGUCUCACAACUGUUCCAUUUUCUGUAAGAAGAACAACGUGCCAGAUGAGUUCACAGGUUAAAGUAUAGCGUACAGCAUAUUCUUCUAAAAUUCAUAGAAUGCAGCUACUGAAACAGGAUCAGCUAAUUGAUUCAAUAAACACAGUAGAUGUUCAGUACUCUAUCUCUCCCUCCCCCGAACUCUCUAAAAUAACACUUGACCUUCAGAAUCAAUACGAUUUAUUAUCAACUGAAAAACAGAACGACUGUUGCUAAAAUAUCUAGGUUAUAUCUGUGAACAUGGUGAGAAAGCUGGGCGCCUUUUGGCACAUCAAAUCAAGAGGCAUUCAGUCACGACCAAAUUCCUCAGAUAAAAAAAAACCCUCGGUGAAUUAACCAUUGAUCCCAAAGCAAUUAAGGAAACAUUUACCAUGUUUCACUCAAAUUUAUACGUCUGAAGCCCUAAAGGACAAUACUGGCAUGGAACACUUCUUUAACAACCAACUGGCACCGUCCAUGAAUGUAGGACAUGGGAUGAGGACUGAGCUCCCACUACAAUAAACAGAAAGUGGCAAUGCUAUAGUGGCAAUGCAAAGUGGUAAGACACCUGGCCCAGAUGACUACCCAGUUGAAUUCUUCAAAAAAUUUGCUAAUAAAUUGUCAACAGUUUUGCUUGAUGUGUUUAAUAACUCACUGUCUGGUGGGUCUCUGCCUCAAACAUUGUCAGAAGUAAUAUUCUUCUCCUCAAACCUGAUCAAGAUGCAACAGAAUGUGGAUCAUAUCGACCCAUCUCUCUGUUGAACAGCGACAUGAAGAUCCUAGCUCUGCCUUACGCUUAGAAACCACAAUGCACCACGUAAUAUCUGGUGACCAAACGGGUUUCAUUUUAUUUAGUAUUUUUAUCUUCUAUUGUUCUUGUUAUUCUCUUUUAUUCUGUAUUUAUUUGCGUAUUUGAAUAUGUAUUGUAUUUAUUUAUAAUUAUAAUUUAUACCCUUGUGUUUCUGGUUCUUUCCUCUAUUUUUCUUUAAUUCCACUUGUUUAUUUUCUGACUUAGAUGUUUUGUUUUAUUAUUUCUCUGUUGUAUUAAUUUACUUUGAGGAUCUUUCACCAUGUUUGGAUUGACCAGCCUUCUGUAAACUGUUUUAGAAUGUGCUUUAGGAAUAAAGUCAGAUUAUUACA
Messenger RNA from Acanthochromis polyacanthus (spiny chromis), 5231 nucleotides. RefSeq names its product prelamin-A/C-like. Lineage: Eukaryota; Metazoa; Chordata; Actinopteri; Pomacentridae. The coding region runs from base 87 to 1448 and encodes 453 amino acids. The record is from RefSeq and is a predicted model, not a curated record. The transcript is spliced from 13 exons.